Molecule: messenger RNA, 684 nt
Organism: Musca vetustissima
Lineage: Eukaryota; Metazoa; Arthropoda; Insecta; Diptera; Muscidae
Product: lachesin-like
Exons: 4
Coding region: 1-684 (227 amino acids)
Source: RefSeq, a predicted model, not a curated record
AUGACAUGGCAACAUCAUGCUGAUGAUGUCGCCCAGUAUUAUGAGGUGACAAAGUUCAAUAGAAAAUGUGUUAAAAUUUUGGCUAGCCCACCCAAGCUCCUGCCCACCCCCGACAUCCUUCAUUGCCGAUUUGAUGCCCGUGGCAAACCACUACACCAAGGCAUACCAUGGGCCGACGAGAAUGUUUUCAAUAAAAAAGCCCACUUUUAUUAUGACUCAAAUCCGCCAGCUUUAAGGAUUAAAAAUAUUCAGCCAAGUGAUGCCGGUCUGUAUAAAUGUCGGGUGGAUUUUCAUAAAUCACCGACGCGUAAUUGGAGGAUAAAUGUAACCGUAUUGGUCCCACCCACCCAUCUAACAAUAUUGGAUAAUGAAGGAGCCGCCAUCAGAGACCAAAAAGCCGGCCCUUAUUUGGAAGGUGAAAGCCUGAACAUAACAUGUUUAUCAAGCGGCGGUGUGCCACCACCACGUGUCUCCUGGUGGCGUGAACAUGCUUUGGUCGAUGAUUCAUAUGAAGUCCUGCCAGAUGGCACCGUGCGCAAUACAUUGCAGUUGAAAAAUAUUUCACGCAAAGAUUUAUUAACGGUUUACACUUGUCAAGCCAGUAAUGGCCAUGUGGUGGCGGCUCUUACCAAGAAAUUUGUACUCGACAUGAAUUGUAAGUAUCAUUUCAUAUUUUCUUUGUAA